Rhodotorula toruloides NP11 is the source of this 837-nucleotide messenger RNA. RefSeq lists its product as uncharacterized. Lineage: Eukaryota; Fungi; Basidiomycota; Microbotryomycetes; Sporidiobolales; Sporidiobolaceae. The record is from RefSeq and is a predicted model, not a curated record. The transcript is spliced from 3 exons. Bases 1 to 837 code for a protein of 278 amino acids.
AUGUCCGCCCCAUCAGGCGUCUCUGCUCUCCCUCUUCGCACCCUGACCCUCGAGUUUAACGGCUACAACAACCAGCGUCGACUCGAGCCACCCCCUUCAUUCGCUCCUAUCGAAGCCAUCUUCCUCCAGCGCUUCUUCCGACUGAUCGACCCUACAACUCUCACAUCCCUCACAAUUUCGUUCCAUGCUCGCAACUUUGGCGGCGUGAGCAAGUGGAUCAGUGGAUGCGUCAACCUUCGCAGCCUGAUCGCUUGGAUGCAGGACGGCGACUUGACACCUUACACGUCGCGCUUGACAUCCAUGAUCCGCCCACUCAGGCAGCUACGACAGCUCAAGCUUCGCGGAGUCGGCAACAGUAGCGAGGAGCGCGGCCCAAGUUUGUCCGAAAGGGAGGAAAACUUCCAUGCCUUGACUUUGUCCGCCUUUCUCGACUCGCUGCCCACGACGCUUGUGAUGCUCAGAGCAGGGAUCUGGGCACCGGCAGGCGACUGCUGCGGGAUCCGACUCAUGACUGGAGUCGCAUCCCAGUCACAGCAACCAAGCAGCAGCUUGUGUACCAAGGUCAUGGGCGCCGCGGCUCUUGGGCAGCUGUCCAAGAGUCCGAAGGGGUACUCGCUCGCCCUGCUGCACUUCCCGAGGCAACUCAAGGAUCUGCGGAGGACCCCUGGCCGUUUGCUACGCCCAGGCAGAGGCGUCGCGAGCUUUCGCUACAGCGAAGGCUACUGCGAGACUUGCUAUUGGUUGGAUAGGGGGAGUUGGGAGCUCGAUGGCCCGCAGAAGGGACAGAAGCAGGGACAGUCCUGGUGGCGGGACUGCGAGAAGGAGACGCUGGAGUAG